UCCGAUCGUAACUUGAAAAUCAACGGCGAAGGCUCAUCAUCAUCGCUUGUUCGUGACUGUAGCCUGAAAAUAUUUUUGUGGAUGACGUUCUCUCGCGCGGCCGAGAUCGACGGAGCGACGUUUACGGUUAUUAUUGCGUGCUUGUGGCGUGCACGGAAUCUGGUUGGCGUUUCCCUCCAGUUUCCUCGCUGGACGGACUGCGCGAUGGAGAGUAUAUUCCACGAGAAGCAAGAGGGAUACCUGUGCGCCCAGCACUGCUUGAACGCGCUUCUGCAGGGCCCAUACUUCAAUGCCGUGGACCUGGCGAACUUUGGUCACCAGAUGGACGAGGAGGAGAGGAUCCGGAUGGCUGAGUCGGGCGUCGAUAGCGAGGACUACAAGCUGUUUCUCGAGCAACCAUCGGGAAACAUGGACGACAGUGGAUACUUUUCAGUUCAAGUUAUUAGCAGUGCUUUGAAAGUUUGGGGUUUAGAACUGAUUCCAUAUAACAGCACGGAACCGACAGCUUUACUGGCACAAAAUGAUCCUUCACGGAUGAGAGCAUAUAUUUGUAAUUAUAAAGGACAUUGGUUUACAAUAAGAAAGCUCGGAAGCCAGUGGUUUAAUUUAAAUUCAAUGCUUAGCGGGCCUCAACUUAUAUCAGACACUUACCUCACGAUGUACCUAGCUCAAUUGUUACAAGAAGGUUAUUCUAUCUUUAUUGUUAUUGGUACCCUUCCACAAUGUCCUGCUGAAGAUGUACUCCUGAAAAAUCCCAUAGUCGCAACGAAAAGCAAUCCAAACUCGGAAUCAAAAAUCACAUCCAAAGGCAAUCGCUUAGGCACCAAGGCAGAAGAUGAAAUCUUGAAAGCCGCGCUCGCGAUGGGAGAAGUAAAAGUUCCACAAUCCUCAAGUGCAAUCAGAAGUAUAUCUUCGCUCUCUCAUAAACCUGAUCUGUCCACGGAUGAACCUCGCGAAAGGAUAAUUCCCAUAAGAAUCGAAGGCAGAGAAGAGAAGAGCGACGAAGAGGAAGACGAGAAUGUACAAUUAGCUAGAGCCCUGCAAAUGAGUUUGCAGAACGAUGAGGACGACGUAGACAAAACUCUGAAGUUGAGACUAGAUCUUCAUACCGAUGAUAAAACGACGCAUUUAGCUGAUUCGAUGAAUGACACGGAUGAAGAUGAUGAGUUGAGACGAGCAUUGCAACUGAGUCUUGAGUGCGUAACCGCCCCACCAACACCUGAUCCCGAAGAUUUACGUUGGCGUCGGUUGAAUCAUUUUAUCUACGCGAGGACGCCGAACAGUGAAGCCCCCGCGAAGCUAAACACUUAACAAUAAGCGCGAACUCUGCACAAAUUAUCUAUUACUAAACAAAUCAUUGUAUUAUAAAUUAUACGAUCGAGUAAUUGAACUCGGAAAGGUAUGUCACUUUGUAUACUAAUGAUAAGAGAUAUCUUAUGUCAAAUCGGUUAUAAAAGAAAAAAAAGCACAUUUCCGGUUCCUCGAAACUGAACAGAAUUUUCGUUGACGUCUUGUUCUCUCUCUCUCAACUUUGUUAUACUAAUCGUUCUACAAAAUAAAAACGUUUGAGCAAGGAAUCUCAUUGUUAAUUUUGAUAUGAGGAUAGUUAUAUAAGUAUUCAUUUAUAAUAAUAUAUAUUUGAAAAAAGAUCGACAUCUAAUAAAAAAUUGCAAUAAUAUAUUUUUGAUGUACAUAAACUCAAGAAGAUUAAAAUGUUUUUAGUUUCGAUUAAAUUUAGUCGACAAUUGAUUAGUCAAAUAUCUGUAUUUUGUUAGUCGUAAAUAGAAUUAUUAAUUAGAAUUAUUAAUAGAAUUAGUAAUUAGAAUUAUUAACUUUAUUAUACAAAACAGAGAAAAUUAGAUAAAGAGCUAAGUUUAAGCAUUCUAUCAGAUAAAUUAAUUGUCAAUUAA
Molecule: messenger RNA, 1910 nt
Organism: Pogonomyrmex barbatus (red harvester ant)
Lineage: Eukaryota; Metazoa; Arthropoda; Insecta; Hymenoptera; Formicidae
Product: ataxin-3 homolog
Biological process (GO): protein deubiquitination
Cellular component (GO): nucleus
Molecular function (GO): cysteine-type deubiquitinase activity
Source: RefSeq, a predicted model, not a curated record